AUGGUGGCGAACGACAAGCGCUACAAAGACUUCUUCGAGAAGCUAGAUGACAAGACCUCGGACCAGCUGGACGACGCCACGAAUGCCGCGACUAGCGUGGACGAUGUAGACUGGGAGGACCUGAGCACACAGCUCUACUGCAUGCUGGAGCUCGCGGUGCCAGAAUAUUCAGCGGGUGAGACCAUCAUGCGUAACGUUCUACACGGAGAAGGUGGUCAAGCGUGGAUCCGCCUGAAGGGCGAGUAUGCACCCAAUGAGCCUGGCAAUGUCGUGGCGCGUCUGAGGCAGCUCAUGUCGACUCAGUUCGUGACGAACGCAGACGUGGCCAACGAGAUCGAGAAGCUGGACCUAGAGACCAGCAAGUAUGAGAAGGCGGCCGAGGAGCAGCUGAGCGACGACAUCAAGAAGGGGAUUUUGCUCGGCGCCCAGCGCAGCUUUGACGGCGAUUCGAUGGAGAUCGGUGCGCUGACGGGAAAGCCGAAGGGCACAGGAAACGGCAAGGGUGACAAGGACGAAGACAAUGAUCAUGCUACUAACAAGUUCGAGCCGGAGGCGAAGGACAGCCCGAACCACCCGAGGAAGUGGUGCAGUCUUUUCGAGAAGCCGAACCACGUCAAGGACGACCGCCGUAAGUUCAAGCGAGAGAACGAGGCCAUGGCGGACGCGAAGAAGAAGGCCAACGAUGGGCAGAAACAGCGCCGUGCCAUGGGGGCAGCACUUGCCGCAGGUGGUGGCACGCUCCCUGGUGGACUUCCCCCUCCACCUGGGUGCGACGGCGCUGGCCAGCACUCGCAGCGACUCACACGCCGCGCAGUGCACGGGGAGCCGCAGUUGCCCGCCCCGACUUCAUCGGGAGCAGCCUGGAGAGCGAGCACGACUCCGACGGUGCCGUCGGGCAUGCGCGGGGCCAGCGGCUUCAUUGCAGAGCAGGGCACGAUCAAGCCGAAGUAUAGAUUCGCCCUGUCGGCGGAGCACUCGAGGCCGAGGGCGAGGUCGGCGGAGCCCAGUGGAUCGAGGCGCAGCGCGGGCGGUGACAGCGUUUGCGUCUCAGGCAUCCGCGGGGUCAAGGGGGUCGCGAUAGAUUCUGGGGCCCAGAUCGCAGCGCGCCCUUUCGACGUGCUGAAGUACAAGGGCUACGUGCUCGCCAAGUCGGGCAUCCCCAAGCUGCGGGCCAUCGACGGCGCGGAGGCGCAGCACUGCGCAUCGGCGAACAAGAUGAAGCUGGGGGCGGAUCGUGGCACGUGCUACCUGGAGUACGACGAGAUGAUGGGCGGCUCCUCCGGGGGCAAGCGGGCGGCGCGCAUGGCGAGCAUCGGCGGGCUGGGCGAGAGCAUCGGCGGGCUGGGCGAGUUCAUCGGCGAGCAGCUGGGCGAGGAGCUGUGCCUCAACGCGACGCGCGAGACCCUGCGCGCCCAGGGCCCAGCAACCGAGGCCCGACGGCAGCUGCCGACGGCGCUCGGGCCAGACCCCAGCGAGAACGCCACCUUGAAGGCGAAGGCGCUCGCGAGGCCUGGACAGCCCUCGGGCGAGGUGAGCACGCAGCCGAAAGGCGACGACGAGUACCCAGUCGUGGAGAUGGACUUCUUCCUCGUGGCCACCGACGAGAUAGCAAGGAAGUACCCCAUGGUGAACGGCUACGUCGUGAAGGUCGACGACUUCAGGAAGCUGGAGCACAAGGGGCGCGGGGGGCUGCCCGCGACCUUGGACGUCGUGGACUGCAGGUCCAACGCCCCAGGCUCGCUCUUUGGCUCCAAGCACAUGGGGGACUACAAGUCGCACUUCGUGGCCAAACUCAUCGACAGCUUGGGCCGCGCGACGGUGAUUCUGCUCGCGGACGGCGAGAAUGCGAUUGUCGCUCUGGCGGGGCAGGUGGAGAAGCUCAGGUCGCACUCUACGAUAGCGCGGCAGGGCCCAGCGUACUCAUCCAAGAGCACGGGGCACAUCGAGGCCAGCAACGGAGCAGCGGCGGGACUACUCCGCGCGUUGCGGUUUUCACUCGAGACCAAGCUAGGCUGCAAGCUCGAGCUCUCGGACUCCGUCCUCGCCUUCCUCGCCAACACGGUCGGCUGGUACACCGCGAGGUUCCAGCCGAGAAGCCACGGAGGAUCUAGCUGCAGGUACCUCUUCGGCCGCGAGUGCGCGGGCGAGGUGGCGGAGGUCGGCGAGCAGGUAUGGCACCGCAUCGCGGCUCGAGUCGCAGCGGGCUGGGGCAAGUUCGCGGCGCGCCUCGCGAAGGGCAUCUGGGUGGGUAAGUCGGAGUUCGACGACCAGCGCCUGGUGGUCGACCUGCAGCGCGGCUUCUCGAAGGCCCGCUCGGUCCGCCGCAUGCCUGAGGAGCUCCGCUGGAACGCUGGGCUCGCGAAGCAGAUCGACGUCGCACCUUGGGCCCCUGUGCCUGAGCGAGUGAGGGCGAGCAUCAGGAAGUCUACGUAUAUCACAGAGAACAUGUCGAACACUUACGGCCCGACGGACAGCUGCCCGAAGUGCACCCACGGACGGGGCCAGCACAGCGAGCAGUGCAGGCAGCGCUCCGAGACCAUCGCGCAGGAGAGGCUCGAGGCGAAGCUCGCGGAGGAGGCCAGGGGCGGGGCCGCCCCAGGCACUCCAGCGGCGCCGGGGCCAGCACCCCAGGCCCCCCCGCGCGUGCCUGCCGACGCGCGGGCAGCGGCCUCGAGUCCAGCGGCGGCAGCGCCCCCGACAGCACCCCCGCCAGUAGCGAUCGCCUCGGCUUAUUCUGCAGGGCCGGAUUUUUCUGGCCUCCGCGCCUCUUGUCGUUGA
Molecule: messenger RNA, 2778 nt
Organism: Prorocentrum cordatum
Lineage: Eukaryota; Dinophyceae; Prorocentrales; Prorocentraceae
Source: the annotation of a GenBank genome assembly